This is a messenger RNA of Caenorhabditis sp. 36 PRJEB53466, 1912 nucleotides long. The record is from the annotation of a GenBank genome assembly. Lineage: Eukaryota; Metazoa; Nematoda; Chromadorea; Rhabditida; Rhabditidae.
AUGCUUGACUACAGGGGAAUUAUGUGAGUUUGUUUAUAUAUCUGAAAUAUGCACAUGUGUGACAAAUGGAUACUAGGACAUCUGGCUCCGAUUAGCGCCAGUAUACUUUAUUUCUGGAAAAGUCACUUAGGCGGAAAAGCUCGACCCAAAAGCUCACUGACAAAUAAAUAGUUCUCGAUUUCAAAUGACCAUAUAAACAAAAUAUUGAAUUACGUCCCUAUUCACUGUGAUGUCGGAGGUCGAUGACACCUCUCUCUCUCUCCUUCUUGUUGAUCUUUGAGACGGAGCAAGUGAAUCACUCCGCCGAGUGAAUGGGUUGUAGACCGGAAAUUAAAAACGGAUAUUGCAGAACCAGUAUUACGGGUUUGGCGAAGACAACGUUCCACCGGACAACGCGACGAGGAGAGCAGAACUCGAGCGGAAACUCGUCCAACUCUUCGUCUAUUUUGUCGGGACCUCAUGCGAAGCGUAUGGCGCAGAGACGCGGAAGAGAAAGGGCUCUUCUCGAACAUUAUGUUCGUCAGUCGUCGUCUUCUGAAGAGGCCCGGGACACGAACAUUCUGGCGCGCGAGGCUCGCGAAGAUGGAAUGUAUACGGAUGAGAAUGCCGCGGACUCUCCGUACAUGGUCGUCGUUUCGUGCUACAAUAUUAGCGAGAAGGAAGAGCAAGAGCAGCAGAAGAAGAAGAAGAAGAAGAACACUUCACAACGCGACUGCCUGUACGACACUGAUGACGAGACGUUUGAGGCCGAGGAGCUGAACAAACGUACGGCUCGGAUGCCUCCACCACUCUCGGGUGUGAAUCCAGAAAUUCCAAAUGAAUACGAUCCGAUCAUCGGAAUAGUGUCGGUGCAAGGAGUGCGCAUUCCUCGCAGCGAACCGAUCGAUAUUGUUCCAGCACGCGAGCCACUGUUUCCUUUUUUUGGGGUAAAUACUGACUUGCAAAUCAUGCUGAUAACGGAAAGGUGAGCUCUUUUUUUGAAUUAAGGUAUUCUAAUGAUUCUCGAAAGUUUCUUGUCAAGGCGACUGUCUCGAAAAGUUUCCCAUGCGUAUUGUGGUCUAGAAACAAAACAGAACAGUUGGAACAAGAAACGAAAGCGUUUUUCUGUCUCGCACAUUCCAUUGUUCCAAUAUUCCGCUUCGAGUGAUUAUUGAGCAAUGCGCAUGUGCGGGACAGAUUGAUUGCUGCCAUUUCAUGUGAGCAUCGGGACUUAAAAAUUGAGAAUUGAGAACACUUUGAGGGCUUCACUCUAAUUUGUCUUUGUUCAGAAUGUACGACGUAUUCAAAGAAAACCUACGUGUCAACGGCAAGAACCGCGUUCUUACUCUAAUGGAGAACUUGGCAAUGACCCUGACCAUUGGUCAGAUGUGCGGACGUCUUCUGCCAGUUGAGAUGAUGGACAAAGUCAUCUACUUCUACGACUUUGAAACCGUCAGUUUCGUGUCUCACAGCGAGUUGCUCCAUCUUUUGACCCUCUGCGAACCGGACCAGAAGGAUGAGAACGAAGUCGCCGCUUCAGUGCCGAUUAUGUUCCAUCGCGAUACUCCGAAGCAGGUCCUGGAGCGCAAUAAGUUCUACCAAGAGCUCAUGAACUUGCCAAAGAUUUUCCUCCGUUGUACCGACUACACCAAUGAUAAUGAUGACUUCUCCGUUCCGUUCAUCAAGUCUGCUGACAAUGAGCACAACAAGAUCUUGGUAAGCUGAACUCUAACUUUUAAAGAUUACGGUUUUUGUUCAGACAGUCGAACGUCAACUCAACGACGACAGUAUGAACCACGAGGAGAUGAACGCACUCAUCCGGACCAUCAGCCAAGAUCUCGAAGAAGCGGAACGUCAAGUCGGCCUCGAUUUCAUCUACAAGAGCACUCUCUCGCUCUACGACGCUCGUGUUAUGGUUCCCCCAGUCAAUUAG